AUUUUGAAGCAAUAUUGUAGUAUAUUUUUUUCUCUCAUAAAUUGAUUACGAAAUCUACUUUUGCGGAGAGAAAAAGGAGCGCGGACGUUGGAGUCAUCGGGUUUAGUUUUUCGAAGUAACAGAUUUUUACCUUUUUGAGGUUAAGUACUAUUCCUACUUUGGACCAAAAAAGUUUUUUUUUUUCUUCUUCUUUAUUCAUUUUUUUAUACAUGUCUGCGUUAUUGAAUAAACUUCGUCGACGCCAUUCUCAUGAGUAUGCGCCUUAUCAGCAUUUGGAACAACAUUUCGAGUCUGCCGAGAUUGUAAGAGAUACUAUUAUUGGUCUUUCUGAUGGUUUAACUGUUCCCUUUGCUUUGGCUGCUGGUCUUUCCUCUCUUGGUAGUUCCAAAAUUGUUAUUUACGGUGGUGCCGCAGAACUUGUUAGUGGUGCUAUUUCAAUGGGAUUGGGUGGAUAUUUAGCUGCACGUUCGGAGAUUGAUCAUUAUCGCACUGAACGUGAAAGAGAAGAACGCGAAGUGGAAGAGUGUCCUCAGGAUGAAGAAGAUGAAAUUGUUGAAAUCUUGGAACCCUAUGGACUUGAUCGUGACACCAUUCAACCCUUGAUUGAAAAGUUGAAGAGCGAUCCUCAAAAGUUUGUUGAUUUCAUGAUGAAGUUUGAAUUGAAUCUGGAACAGCCUGAUCCUCGUCGUAGCUGGAUUUCCGCUUUAACCAUCGGGUUGUCUUAUUUCAUUGGUGGCUUGAUUCCUUUACUUCCUUAUUGCUUCUUUGAGGAUUCGAUUUUCGCGUUGUAUAUUUCUGUGGCCGUCACCUUUUUAACCUUGUUAAUAUUUGGUUACAUCAAGAGUAGAUUGGUUAAUCCUGACGGUGCUGUUUGGGGAGCCAUUCAGACAUUAUUAAUCGGUGCUAUUGCAGCAGGUGCGAGUUACGGUAUUGUUUACCUCUUGCCUCAAGAGCCUAUUGUUCUCUUUUCGUCUGUUGCAUUGUAAUUUAUAUAUUCUCACACACUCUCUAAAUAAACAAAACCUUACCUCAUCCAUGCUCUUUGUAUUGCCCUGCUGAUGAUGAUGACCCGGAAUUUUUUUUUUUAGUUUUGUGACAUGUUUCCCCUUGAUAGUAUUUAAGUGCAUUCAACCGCAACGCCUCC
This is a messenger RNA of Mucor mucedo, 1144 nucleotides long. Its product is annotated as Ccc1 family. Gene Ontology annotation, molecular function: manganese ion transmembrane transporter activity; iron ion transmembrane transporter activity. The record is from RefSeq and is a predicted model, not a curated record. The coding region runs from base 210 to 986 and encodes 258 amino acids. NCBI's taxonomy places the organism in Eukaryota, Fungi, Mucoromycota, Mucoromycetes, Mucorales, Mucoraceae. Gene Ontology annotation, biological process: intracellular manganese ion homeostasis. The transcript has 5 exons. Gene Ontology annotation, cellular component: fungal-type vacuole membrane.